Penaeus monodon (black tiger shrimp) is the source of this 501-nucleotide messenger RNA. Its product is annotated as vegetative cell wall protein gp1-like. Lineage: Eukaryota; Metazoa; Arthropoda; Malacostraca; Decapoda; Penaeidae. The record is from RefSeq and is a predicted model, not a curated record. The transcript is spliced from 2 exons. The coding region runs from base 1 to 501 and encodes 166 amino acids.
AUGAUUGGACAGUCUGAUAGCGAAAGAACUGUCCCGACCACGCCCGGCUGCCCGACCAAGCCCGACCAAGCCCGACCAAGCCCGGCUGCCCGACCAAGCCCGACCAAGCCCGGCUGCCCGACCAAGCCCGACCAAGCCCGACCAAGCCGGCGACCAAGCCCGACCAAGCCCGACCAAGCCCGACCAAGCCCGACCAAGCCAGGCGACCAAGCCCGACCAAGCCCGACCAAGCCAGCCAAGCCAGGCGACCAAGCCCGACCAAGCCAGGCGACCAAGCCCGACCAAGCCCGACCGAGCCAGGCGACCAAGCCCGGCUGCCCGACCAAGCCCGACCAACCGGCCAACCGCGAACACCUGCCGGGCACCAACCUCCCCCCCCCACUCCUUCCCCCAGCCCUCCGCCUCUCGUGCGCCUCCGCCUCCGUCGCCUACGUCACGACUAGAUUGCUUAUAGGCCUACGCCCGCUGACAGUUGUGAGACACAUCAGACAGCCGAAAUGA